This is a messenger RNA of Acanthisitta chloris (rifleman), 734 nucleotides long. RefSeq names its product golgin, RAB6-interacting (gene GORAB). The transcript has 3 exons. The record is from RefSeq and is a predicted model, not a curated record. Gene Ontology annotation, biological process: non-motile cilium assembly. Lineage: Eukaryota; Metazoa; Chordata; Aves; Passeriformes; Acanthisittidae. Bases 130 to 459 code for a protein of 109 amino acids.
AAAAAAGAUCAAAAGUCAUAAACCAGAGAGGAGAAACCUUCUGAACAGCUCUUAGAGAAAUCCAAAAGAACUCAAGCUGAAACGGUGAAACUGAAAAGGAUUCAGAAGGAGUUACAAGCUCUGGAUGACAUGGUGUCUGCUGACAUCGGCAUCCUGCGGAACCGCAUCGACCAGGCCAGCCUGGAGUACUCCUAUGCCAGGAAGCGAUAUGAUAAAGCCGAGUCGGAGUACGUGGCAGCCAAGCUGGACCUCCAGCACAAGACAGAGAUCAAGGAGCACCUCACAGAGCACCUGUGCACCAUCAUCCAGCAGAACGAGCUCCGCAAGGCCAGGAAGCUGGAGGAGUUAAUGCAGCAGCUGGACGUGGAGGCAGAUGAGGAAAAUCUGGAACUCGAGAUAGAGGUGGAGCGGAUGCUGCAGCAGCAGGAGGCAGAGGCAGGGGGACAAGCCAGCCAGUAACACAGCCACACUGGGAUGGCCAAGGAGAGCCCCACUGCCACUGUUACUGUGCAGGAGGGUGAGCACACUAACCAUGCUGUCCCUGCUCCUGCCAUUUCUGGACAGUCUCCAAACUCCAGUACCAAAUCCCUCUCCAAUGUGGACAGCCAAACUCAAGCAGUAAAUGUGCCUUCAGGGAGUUCCCCAGCUUGUUCUGCUACAUGACUGCUGCAUGCAGAGUGGUCAUGGAUGAUGUACUCUGCAGGCUUGUGGCUGUGUGUUAUAUCUGGGCUUCA